AUGCUGUCCUUUCUUCGUGCCAAAACGCCACCUCGAACCAACCGUGCGAAGGAGAACCCAAUCAUCUACGAGGAUGGUGCUUCGUCCCUCGAAUUUCGGCCCUCUGCAGACCCCCAAACUUAUCUCCUCAGGAACAUGCACACACCGUUUAACCAGAAGGAGCCUUCCAUCAUGGUUCCUCCAUUCCACUUUCACAUGCAUCAGACUGAGUAUUUUCGGAUAGUGUCUGGUAGAUGCUACUUGUUCAAGGACACUUCUGACACUCCUUGGAAAAUUUUAGACGAUAGCGAUCCAAAUGCCGCUAGAACUGCCUCCAUUACUCCCAACCAAUACCACACAAUUAACAAUGCUUCCACCACGCAACCGCUACUCUUGGAUGUUUCUCUUACCCCUGAGGACGUCGAGCGUGAAGAGAGAUUCUUUCGAAAUUUCUUCGGGUACUUGGACGAUUGCAAGAAAGAAGGGCAAUCCCCGAGUAUAUUUCAGCUCUUCGUCUUCUUACAGAGCGCUGACACCCCACUCGGGCUACCCAUUGCGCCGAAAUGGCUCGGUCUAUUCUUAAGCAGGGCAUUAAUGAAUGCAAUGGGUUUUGUUGGGAGAUGGAUUUUGGGUUACAAGUCUACAUAUGAGGAGUAUUACGUCGCAAAAGACAAGACGCUAUAA
Messenger RNA from Clonostachys solani, 663 nucleotides. Lineage: Eukaryota; Fungi; Ascomycota; Sordariomycetes; Hypocreales; Bionectriaceae. The record is from the annotation of a GenBank genome assembly.